UUCUUGAAGAAGUAUAUAUAACGUGGCCUGCAAUCGUAAAUAGUCUUCCCAUCAUCGAACAAUUUUCGCUCUCCGACUACACAGUGAUCUCACGCAAACCACAAUCUUCGUCGUUAAGCACUUCGCCAUUAUCAAUCAGCUAUUGUUCUCCUCAAGCAACCUUGAAUAUGCAUUCAAACACUCCAUUAAUUCUUUUCUCUUUCGCUCUAAUCACUUCCUCAAACGCCUUACCCUACACGCCCCUUGCCCCACCAACACCAUCACCUCCAUCCUGCAAAGACCUGACGCUCUCCAUCACCGCGAGCGCACUCAACUGGGACCUCCCUCCAUAUCCUGCCAACGCCACAGACGUAGCGACGCUAGGUCGAUACCUAGGCCAGACAGUCCCCGCGUCCAAUUUCAGCUCAAAGCCAAAGAUUAAGGUUGACGGGACAUGGGAGAUUUCAGCGCGGUACUGUGAGCCGAGCAUUAAAGUUAAAGAAAGAGAAGGGGAGGUAGUGCAGUUGCUACUUCAUGGGUUCCUGUCAAACAAACUAUACUGGCAUGGGCUAGACUACCCCAACCCAGACUACUCGACCCAGUACGACUAUGCCGCACACGCAACUUCGCAAGGCUACGCAACGCUCAGCAUCGAUAACCUAGGCAACGGAGAAUCUUCUCACCCUGAUCCCCUGAAGAUCGUUCAGUUCCCCCUCCAACAAGCCAUUAUCCGCACCAUCAUCUCGAGCUUACGCAACGGAACCCUGAAUCCGGUCAACAUUCCCGCGAAGUUCGAGAAAGUGGUUAUGGUGGGCCAUUCGUACGGCGCACUGCAUACACGCGAACUCAGUAUCGUGAACCCGAAAGGUGAAGACGGCGGAGCAGACGCGUAUAUUCUUACAUCCACAGCGUUGAAUCCAUUGGGUCUGAGCGCGAUUGUGAGUCAGGCUACCGCAGGGAGUGCGAGCGUCUUUGACACUGCGCCAUCCUCGAAGGAUUUACCGAAUGGAUAUAUGGCUGGAAAAUUAUCGGCAUGGGAGACGUAUUUGUAUCCGUCUGUUGAGAGGGGGGAGGUUGAUGAGAAGGUGAUUGAGUUUGAAAAACGCGAGUUUGCGCAUACGUUUACGGUUGGAGAGUUGGCGUCGCCGAAGUUGAAUACGACGUCUGAGUUUGAGGGGCCUGUGUUGGUUAUGACGGGCCGAAAUGAUGUGCUUGUUUGCAGUAAUGGGACGAUUGCUGGAGCAGCAAUUGCGGAUUGUGGAGUUGGAAAAGAAGGGAUAAUUGCGGCCAUGGAGAAGGUGUAUCCGCGUGCGAGAUUUGGAGUAUAUGUGCCGGAUAGGACCGGGCACAUGCUGAACUUCGGGUAUUCCGCUGCUGAGACAUUUGGAGCGGCGCAUAUGUUUCUGGAGGAAAACAGAUUGUGA
Molecule: messenger RNA, 1403 nt
Organism: Periconia digitata
Lineage: Eukaryota; Fungi; Ascomycota; Dothideomycetes; Pleosporales; Periconiaceae
Source: the annotation of a GenBank genome assembly